Molecule: messenger RNA, 19124 nt
Organism: Coregonus sp. 'balchen'
Lineage: Eukaryota; Metazoa; Chordata; Actinopteri; Salmoniformes; Salmonidae
Source: the annotation of a GenBank genome assembly
AUGGACAGGAAGAGAGCCAAGGAGAAGGUUAGGUAUGAAAUUGAUGUUGUUGGUGUGACAGUUCUAUUGCUAUUAUCUCCUAUGAAUCUAUCUCAGCUUGUAAGAGAAGAGAAGCCAAAAAGGAGGGAGGGAGGGAGGGAGGGAGGGAGGGAGGGAGGGAGGGAGGGAGGGAGAAAAUGCACUCGGGCCCAUCAUGUGAUUUUUGUUUGUAUCUUUUUUAUAUAGUUUCACAACAAUUACAUGUUUCUUAACGUCCAUGGGUUGUUAGCAGAUUUUUCCAGACCUUUUGAACUCUCUCUUCUUUUCUUUGGCCCGGCUCAGACAGCAUACUUUCCCUCGUCUCUUUCUUUUUUGGAAGGUGCUCCGGUCCAAGUGUGUGACGUGUUAGUGGAGUUACAGCCUGUGUUUCACUUGUGAUUUAAGGACUUGCGGACUAAUGGAGGAGAGGAUGUUUACUUGACCUGUCAAUGGGACUACAGGGCUGAAGUUGUAAACUAGUUGAACUGCUGGUAUUUAUUUAGGCUUGAAGCUGUGUGCUUUGUCUUCAUAGGGUGGCACAACGGACAGAGAGAACAGCGGGAGAGCGUGGUGUGAGGGUGUGUAUGUGUGUUUGGAAGAGAGAAACAGACUGACAGAAACAGAGACAGUAUGUAGUGUGUGUGUGUGUGAGAGAGAGAAGGAGAGAGUAACUGUAACCUGGAUCUAUUGCACAUGGACAGAGGGAGGUAGAUGAGCCACUAGAACACCUAGGGAGUCUACCUGACGUGGAGGGAGGACCACUGACGCCAGAGAGGACCAGAGAGGGAGAUCAACAACACUAAGCUAGGACAGGAUGAGGUAUCGAGGCAGGGUAAGAUCCUUAUCCCUUUUCAUGCUGCUCAUAACAUGUCAUAGAUGUGUGUGUGUGUGUGUGUGUGUGUGUGUGGGUGUGUUGGGACAUUUCGUCAGUCCCCACAAGCAAAAAAGUGGGGACAUUUUGUCAGUCCCCACAAGGAAAAAGGCUAUUUUAGGCUUAGGGGUUAGGUUUAGGGUUACAAUUAGGGUUAGGUUUAGAAUAAGGGUUAGGUUUAGGGUUAGGGGUUAAUGUUAGUUAGGUUUAGGGUUAGGUGUUAGGGAAAAUAUGAUUUUGAAUGGGAAUCAAUUGUUUGGUCCCCACAAGGAUAGUAAAACAAACAUUUGGACUAUAGUUCUCCCACCAUUACUAUGAGUCAUCUACAUUGCCUGGGACUGGCACUAGGCUCUCCAGGGACAUACUGUAGCUGGUGGCUGGUAUUUUUCCACACUGUCCAGUGCUAGCACAUCCAUGCUGGAGAGCCAGCUGUGGAGCUGGUGUGUGUCCACCCAUAGUAGGUAUGUCUGGGGACGGAGCAGAAGGGCACCUUAUAAGGAAGAGACUGAGGGGAAUCAGCCCAGCGGUGCUGACUUAAGGGGCCCAGAGCCAAGUCCCACUGAAGCCUCCCUGCUGCCUCUCAUUGAUGCAUCAUCCACAACUCUCUUGGCUCCAUAGGACUAUAACACCCUCAACCCUCACCUACUUGUUGUGUGUAUGUACUGACAUGUACAGUAUGUACAACUGAUAGAUGCACACACAAACUACAUGUUAAUGGUUUUAAAUGUAUGUAGAUUGUAAAAGUAUUUUGUCUGUAAUGUAGUUUUCGUUAUGUCGGACCCCAGUAAGACUAGCUGUCGCCAUUGGCGUCGGCUAAUGGGGAUCCUAAUAAAUCAAAUAAAAAUAGGACUACAACACCCACAAGCCUCUGUACUCCAUAAGACUACAACACUUACAUCCCUCACUACUACAUACUACAGUAUUGCAGCACCAACAGCCCUCACUGCUCUAUUGGACUACAACAUCCACAAUAAUCACUGUUAUUCAGGACAACUCCACUCACAACCCUCACUGCUCCAUAGAAUUACAACACACAAAAACUACAACACCAACGACUACAACACCUACAUCCUCACAGGUCCAUCAGACUUCAUUACCCACAGGGCCGAUGGAUACUGUACACAGAGGCUUGUGCUUUUCUCAUAUUAUAUAGAACAUGUGUACCUACUGCACUCAUCUCUUCUAAGGGCCACAGGACCCUGGUCACGGGGCCAUAGUAACUAGGCCUAAACUACUUGAGAGUCCACUCACAACCUUUUAAAGAGGCAGCAUUUUAGAGAAACACACAAACAGCCAAACACACAAAAGACACAUUCAGUGGAGUUUCUUGAAGACCUGACCCUAAGCCUGACUCUAAAAUACUUCAGUUGUAUCCUUUGGAAAAUCACUAUACGUGCGUUUGUGAGAGGGGAUUCCUCUGUGUGUUUUACUUGCUGCAGGAAGGCCAUCUGCGAGAACAAUACGCUGAGGUAGAGGGGGGCUAGGUAGGAGUGCAGAGUGGAAGUGUCUCCUGGCUUUCCCCUGCUCAUAGUUCUUGGCUUCACUCCACUGUUGUCCUUGUGUUGUUUCAAGGAUUUUCCACCAUUAAGUGUUCAGAGAAAACGACCAGUUAAUGACAUUAACCAACCCCUAACGACACCCUUGAGAGGACUGUGUGUUCCCAAAGCCCCUGGUCCCAUUGUUCCUCUCCCAGUGUGUGUGUGUGUGUGUGUGUGUGUGUCUUGGUGUGUGUGUGUGUUAACACCUGAUACAGUGAGUGAUCAAACAGACUAGAGGGUGAUUGGUUGUAGGAGAACGGGGCUGGAAUGCAGGAUGUAGCCUUGACAUUACUGUUCUGUACUGGUGGAUAAUAGUAGUCGUAACUGGAUAAUGCACACACCAAUUCGCGGUAGGUAUAUUUAUUUGUGUCUGUUCUCUUCGGAUAUUUUACAGAUAACAUGUCUGUGAACUUCUCUGGGUAUUAAUUCCUGUCUGUGCUCUGAUGUUUGUCAUCAGAAUACCAGGGUUUACAUGUACACACACCUCUUUAGCAGCAUGGGUCAGAACCUGACUGGCGCUAUAGCCUGUAUUUACUGUAUAUACAUCCCAAUACGCUAUCUCACAAUCACACAAUAGAGGAUCUUAGAGACACUGUUUAUAUUAGGGAUUAUUGAAAUGGCUUCAUUGUUUGAUUUGUGUUCUGCAUGUCUGAACAUCCUGUGUGUGCUUUCCUCUGGUUGAUGUGGUUGUCCGUGACAAGCCUCUUGUGGAGGUGUUUAUUUGCAGUGCUGUUGUGUUGUCAGUAUACUCCCAAUCCCAACUCGACCCUCUGCCCUACCCUCCAUGCACUUGUGUAGAUCUAAGAGGUUUGGAUUGGUAUAAGUGAUAUGGGGAAUUCCUCCUAGCCUAUCAAAGGGCAAGGUGAGGAUUUUAACAUAUUGCUUAUACCUAUCAAAUUAUUUCAGGUUUGCCUCCUGAGUGGCGCAGCGGUCUAAUGCUUGAGGCGCCACUAAAGCCUAGAGUUCGAUCCCAGCCGUCUGUGACUGGGAGACCCAAAAGGCGGUGCACAAUUGGCUAGCACCAUCCGGGUUAGGGGAGGGUUUGGCCGGCAGGGCUUUCUUUAGCUCAUCGCUCUCUAGCGACUCCUUAUUUCGGGCCGGGCGCAUAAGAAGUGGUAGAUCUGUUCUAUGCUUCCGGUGCGUAAAUUUUGUUUUUGCGUCUUUUACUUUCAGUUUUGUACACCAGCUUCAAACAGCUGAAAAUACAAUAUUUCUGGUUAUUGAAAAUAUAUUUCACAGCGGUUUAGAUGGUAAAAUGAUCCUUUACACUCUGAAUGCUUGUUUUGUCACAAACUGAAAUUAGGCAAACUAUUAGAAUUUUAGCAACCAGGAAAUGGCGGAGCGAUUUCUGCAUAUUGCACCUUUAAGACAGUGCGUUAAGAAGCAGCGUCGCUUGACAGGUCAUGUUUUGGAGGAUGCAUGGCUCGACCUUCGCCUCUCCCGAGCCCGUUGGGAAGUUGCAGUGAUGAGACAAGGUCGUAACUCCCAAUUGGAUGUCACGAAAUUGGGGAGAAAAUGUGAUAAAAAUAAUUAAAUAACAAUCUUUCAGGUCUAGUUGAAGUGCAUAGUGGUAGGUUUCAAUUUGGAUAAAAGCGUAUGCUAAAUUUCAUAUAAUAUUAUUAUUAUAUUAUUUGGGAUUGUAUGUAUCUGGGAAAGAGCGGCAGGCAUUGAAGUCUCCCCCCUUCUAUCUCUCUAUCUCUCUCUCUCUCUCUCUCUCUCUCUCUCUCUCUCUCUCUCUCUCUCUCUCUCUCUCUCUCUCUCUCUCUCUCUCUCUCUCUCUCUCUCUCUCUCUCUCUUUCUCUCUAUAGGAGGUGGGAGGUGAGAGCGGAGUUCAUCUAGUCAUGGAGAGUACUCUGACAGCGCGGGACAGGGUGGGGGUGCAGGAUUUUGUGCUGCUGGAGAACUACACCAGUGAGGCGGCCUUCAUUGAGAACCUGCGCCGACGCUUUGGAGAGAAACUCAUCUAUGUAAAGAAUCAUAUCAUAGGCUAUAUGGAAAUCUUAUCAUAAAAAUGACCCAGCAUACAGAUGUAGGAUCUCAAUUUGAUCACUAUUUUGUUGUUAUAGAAUUUUCCUGCACAGCAGGAAAUGCAAACUUGUAGUGGAUUCAAGGUUUUAAAAGGCUUCUAAAGUUUGGAUUUUCCACUACAUGUUUUUGACUUGAUUUGCCUUGUACCCUACAAAAAAUGUCCAAUAAUUAUAAUCCACAGAAUAAUUCACAUUUCCUGUUGCUGCAGGAUAAUUUUCCUGCUUUAGCAAUCUGGCUGAAAUUAAGAUCCUACAUCUGUAGCUUUAACAUAAUGUUUGGUAUUGGUUGAUUUUAUAUCAGUGUUUGUGUGGGUUUUGUAUUAGAGGGGUUGGUGACUCCAGUGUGCGGAUCUUGUCUCCCUGUAUCAGACCUACAUAGGGUCAGUGUUGGUGUCAGUGAACCCAUACAAGGACCUGGAGAUCUACUCCAAGGCACACAUGGAGCGCUACCGAGGGGUCAGCUUCUACGAGAUAUCACCCCACAUGUAAGUCACCCUCUGACCUCUGACCCCUGAUCCUUAACCUUUCUCUGACCCAGCAGGACCAGCAUGAGUGUGUGUAUAUGUGAAUCUGCUCUGGGAACAUUACAUUUACAGUAUGUAGUGUAUGUUUGGAAUCAGAUGGUGAUCCACUGUAUGUGAAUACACCAGUAUGAGCCCAAUCACUAGCUGAUAUCAUGUUUGUAUCCCAUCCUUCUGUUUCUCUAUCCUGUAGCUAUGCGGUGUCAGACAACACGUACCGGGCCAUGCGGACUGAGAGGAGGGACCAGUGUAUCCUGAUCUCUGGGGAGAGCGGAGCAGGGAAGACUGAGGCCUCCAAGAAGAUCCUCCAGUACUAUGCCACUACCUGCCCUGUCACUGACCACAUGAGCACGCUCCGGGACCGGCUGCUGCAGUCCAACCCUGUUCUGGAGGUACACACCCCACCCUCUCCCAAGAUCCCCUUCCCACCCAAGAUCCUCUUCCCAGGAUCUCUUCCUAUGAGCACCUCUAUAGGCUCUGGAGGAAGAAGAACAUUUAUAGCAGGGGUACUGAGACUGGUGUAACAUCAAUGAGAGAAGCCCACUACAAAAUCAUGUUGCUUCAAAGAAGUAACUCUAUUGGUGGAUGAGGGAAAGCAUGUUGAUCCACUGCAUAUUUUGAACCAAUCUCUGACAAAUCCAUAACAAUAGAUACGUGCUGCUGUGAACAUGCUAUUACUGUACUGUUAAUGUUUCCUCUCUCUCAGCUGUGUAUGAUCUUAUCUCUGUUGUUUCCCUCACUCACUUCCUCUCUCUCUCUCUUUUUCUGUCUCUCUCUCUACAGGCCUUUGGUAAUGCCAAAACAUUGCGAAACGACAAUUCCAGCCGCUUUGGAAAAUACAUGGAUGUCCAGUUUGACUUCAGGGUAAGCCUGUUUUCUCUUCCUUUGGCUCCUGGGUUGAGGGAUUUCCCACACAUAAGUCUACCAUCGCUGACACUCAUGCCAUCCUACUCUACAGCACACCAUUCCAUCAAAAGAUUGUGCAUAACUAAUAAAUGUGACAUUCAGGGCUUACCAUACAGCAUGCCUUACUAUGAAUCUAAAACAUGAUGCAGCUAAAGCAGCUCUAGUAGGACCACACUCAACAGUACCUUGAUGGUCCCUGUCCCUAACCUCCCCUAGGGGGCGCCGAUAGGAGGCCACAUCCUCAACUACCUACUGGAGAAGUCCCGUGUGGUGCACCAGAACCACGGAGAGAGGAACUUCCAUAUCUUCUACCAGCUGCUGGAGGGAGGAGAACAAGACCAGCUCAGCAAGCUGGGCCUGGAGAGAAACGCUCAGAAAUACCACUACCUGGUCAAGGUGUGUUUGUGUGUGUUUGUGUGUGUGUGUGUGUGUGUGUGUGUGUGUGUUGUAUGUGUGUGUAUAGUGAUUUGAACAGUGAUGUCCUGUACCUCUCAGGGUUGCUGUCCCAGGGUGAGCUCCAUCAAUGACAAGAAUGACUGGAAAACAGUGAGGAAAGCCCUGACGGUCAUCGGCUUCCAUGAGGAGGAGGUGGAGGUCAGAAACACUUGAGUGUACAUCAGAGGAGGCUGGUGGGGGGAGCUUUGGAAGGACGGGCUCAUUAUAAUGCCAGGAAUGGAAUGAUUGGAAAGAUAUCAAACACAUCAAACAUAUGGAAACCUCAUGUUUGACUCUGUUCCAAUUAUUAUAUUACAGCCAUUACAAUGAGCCCGUCCUCCUAUAGCUCCUCCCACCAGCCUCCACUGGUGUACAUACUGUAUGUCACUGCAAAUACCCACCCAAAGUUUCACUCCAAAAACAGUGAGAAGGUCAUGGUUUAAUUGUGUCUCUUCUCUCUCCCCGCUAGGAUUUGUUGAAUAUAAUCGCAAGUGUCCUCCAUCUUGGGAACACUCAGUUUGGAGAAGGGGAGGAUGGAGAAACCCAGAUCACCACUGAGCCACAGCUCAAAUACCUGUCCAAGGUUAGAACUUUGAAUAUGAACUAUACACCCUCCCCCAGACAGACACAUUCCCCAAUUCUCCAUUUUAAAGGCAGAUGUUGAUGUUGUCCUGCUUGUUCUGCAGCUGCUGGGUGUGGAUGGAGAAGCGCUGAGAGAGGCUCUCACUCAUAAGAAACUCACUGCCAAAGGGGAGGAGGUGAGUGUCUAUGGUGGGAUGUUUCACUUCAUACAGAACUAUGCCUGCAGCCUGCUAAUAUCAUUUUUAUAUAAUCUAAUUUAAUAUCCCACUUACCAACAAGUAAUACAGUAUGCCUCUGAUGUGUAUGGCAUACAUAUUUUUAUUAAUUUGAUUAAUUGUUUUGUUUAAAAGAGAGGGUACUGAUAAAGUACAGCUGAGCCCAGAAAUAACACAUGAAAGUAUUUGCAGCUCAUAUUUCCAAUGUGUGUGUACGUAUGCAUGUGUACUGCGUACUUAUGUGUGUGUGUUCUAGAUGAUAAGCCCGUUGAGUUUCGAGCAGGCUGUGGCAGCUCGUGAUGCCUUGGCCAAAGCGGUGUACGGCCGUGCCUUCACCUGGCUGGUGGCAAAGAUCAACCAGUCUCUGGCUUUCAAGGUCACACACAUCAAUCAUGAUAGCUAGCUAGCAAAACAAUUCACGUAUUUACUGUUAGUUAUUGCUCUCUCUUUGCCAGCUACCGUAAUGCUGCUUGUUACCUCCAAAACUGAGUGGAUUGUGUGCUGUCUAUCUACAGGAUGAAGUGUACAACAGCAGUAAGGGCUCGUCAUCAGUCAUAGGACUGCUGGAUAUCUACGGCUUUGAGGUCUUCCAACACAAUAGGUACCUGAAAACAUUCUAGCUGUUAACUUACUGUGUGUGUGUGUGUGUGUGUGUGUGUGUGGUGUGUGUGUGUGUGUGUGUGUGUGUGUGUGUGUGUGUGUGUGUGUGUGUGUGUUUGAUAGCCAUUUGUUUGUACAGUAUCGCUGCAUUUAAACAGUCAGCCCAAUUCUGAUAUGUUUUCCUCUAAUUGGUCUUUUGAGCAAUCACAUCAGAUCUUUUCACAUCAGAUAUUUUUCAAAGCUGAUCUGAUUAGUCAAAAUAUCAGAAUUAGGCAGCCUAAUUAACAUAUUGUAGCGCAGUUGUUUUGUGCCAUCUUUCUAAUCCUAACCAUCUCCCUGUAGUUUUGAGCAGUUCUGCAUCAACUACUGCAAUGAGAAGUUGCAGCAGCUGUUCAUCAAGCUCACCCUCAAGUCUGAGCAGGAGGAGUACGAAGCAGAGGGCAUCACUGUGAGUCUGUGUACUCAGAGAAAAAGAGGGGUGUUUUCAUUCAAAUAGACAAAACAAGAAUAGAGAUAUACUAACAAAGGCAUAUUGUCAUGUAGUGAUGAGGGUGUAGUUCAUUAAAUGCAACUGUGUAUUUCAGUGGGAGCCGGUGAAGUACUUUGACAACAAGAUCAUCUGUGACCUGGUGGAGGAGAAACACAAAGGCUUCAUCUCCAUCCUGGUGAGAAUGACUGGCAUUCACUUCCGUUUAGUCGUUUAUCUGACUCUCUUUAGCCUUUCUCCUCUCUUUGGUAUCUCUCUCCAUCUGUCCUCUCCCUGUCUCUAUUUGAAUGUUAACGUAUAAAUGUGAAAUGUGUUGUAGGAUGAGGAGUGUUUGAGACCAGGGGAGCCCAGUGAUAUCUCCUUCCUGGAGAAGCUCGAGGACACUUUGGGAGGCCAUGCCCAUUUUGUCACGUGAGUCCAAUCUUUCUCUUACACACACACAAACACUACACACAUUUCACAGUUUGUUUGUGUAUUUGCACCAUGACCCGAACAUUUAUUUGUGUGUAUAUUUGUGGCUCUGUAUCUAAGAUAUGAAUUGUCUCUAUGUCUGUCAGUCACAAAUUGGCGAAUGGGAAGACUCGCAAGGCAGUGGGCAGGGAGGAGUUCAGACUGAUUCAUUAUGCAGGAGAGGUCAACUACACUGUCAAUGGUGAGCUAGCUAAUCAAUCAGUCAAUAGUAUAACUGCCGGUUCUGUGUCAGAGGAACCAGUUCCGGUGGCAUGCAUUGAAACGCGUGGCCUUAUCGUGGCUUUCUUUUGCAAAUUACUAUGAAUUAUUCCUAAAACGUACUAAACAUCAUAUAAAGGUGUGGGACAUUUAUUGUGUGACAAGAAAUAACUAGCAGGUCUAUUUCACUUCAGCAACUAGAAUUUGUCCGUCCACAAUUCAACUGUAGGAACAUGGCGGCUCUCAAUACCAGACAACAGAAAGAGGUGGCCCCUACUAUAUGAGAGAUUGUUUGUGUGGAGAUUACCUCUGCACUCGACUUACAAUUAAAACCGGUAAAUGACUCAUUGGCAGUGCUCACUGCUGAAGUGGAUACCUAUUCAACUAAAGUGGAAAUUCUGGAGAAGACAGCCAAUGGAAACAGCGCGAGCUAAGUUGGAAUGGAUAAUCAAACUCUUAUAAGAGAAAACGGAAUCGCUCAAAUCAUUCCCGUAAAUUCAAUGUAUGGGUCACAGGACUUAAAACUGGUGUGGAAGCGGCCAACCCAACUUUCUUCAUGAGCAGUCUUUUCUAUUAAGUGUUCAGGUAGGAGAAGCUGGGUCCCAUGCCGCUGAUAAACAUUGCACACGCACGGGUCCACAGCUUUGAAGUCAAGCAGCGAAUUGUUCGCCUUGCAGUGGAAUCCAGGGGUCUGACCUAUGCAGGGAAGAGGAUCAGCAUCUACCCAGACCUGAGUGCCGAACUGCUAAAAAAGAUGGAGACCUACAACGAGGUGAGAUCCCAGCUAUGCAAGCUAAACCUGAGAUACGGCUUCAUCCACCCGGCAAAACUCAUCUUGACCUUCCAAAGCACAACACACGUUUUCCACUGCCAAGGAAGCUCAAGACUUCUUUGAGAAGCACAUCAAACCCAACACACAAGCUGACAGAUGGAACCCCAUGACUGGCUCAUUAUUCAGGUAUGCUAUCCAUGCACAAUCACGCAGCCUAGCAUAUGGCUAUGAUUCUGCCCUCAGCAUAAGACAAUGAUGAGGACAGCCCUCAUGUUUGGGUACAAGGAACAAUAUUACUAUUAUUGCUGAGCAUUAAACUUGUUAUAAUUAUAUUGCCUGUGGUCCAGGACAUUUACACAGUGAUGACACCACACCAAUUAAUGAACAUUGGAGGUAUCAUACGUACUGGGACUGCUUUCUUGUGUGGCUACAGCGCAUUGAAUCAAUUUGUUCUAAAUAUGGCAAUAUAAGUUGAUAGUUAUCGCCCUACAAUUUGUUAUUUAAUUUUGUAUUCAUUUUUUUGCUACUGGCAAGGAGAGAUGGCCAGUCCCAUAUAGGCUACUACUAAACAAUAGCUUUUAUGCUUUUACUUCCUGUUGAUUCCUGUCCCCCUCUGUUUAGACUACUGAAUGUAUAUCCCAGGUAGGACUUGACCUACAGGCAAUGAUGAAUUAUUAUAUAAGAUCUAUAGAGUUAACGUUUUGCACAUACCCUCUUGUUGUUUGUACAUAGUAUAGAGCAGUUAAUGGAGGGCAAAUGUGUGUUUAAGGUCAUUCAAGCAUAUUGCUAAUAAUAAAUGAAGAUAAUGGAUUAAGUGCUAUUGCUCCUACAGCUGUUCUAUUUUUGUUUGACUGUUUAAGCAUUACGCUUGCAUAUCUGUCAUAUCUUGUUUUCAUUUUCUUUACUUUUUCUUCAUUACCCACCCUUACUCAUCAAGUCUGCUAACUUUACUGUAAAGGUCUGAAUUGGUUACUUAUUUUAUGUUUUACUUUAUUAUUAUUAUUAUUAUUAUUAUUAUUAUUAUUAUUAUUUGUAAUACCUUAAGACCAAAAAAAUGCUGCUUAAGAGAUUUCAUGUGUAAGGCUGGCACUUGCCGUUAUGCCAUAACCCUGUGAUUAUAGUGCAUGGCGGGGGGAACCGGGGAGGGGGUAAUGGGGAGCGGUUUAUAGAGGGUCUUCUGGGUGGUGAGCGACCAAUGGGUGGGUUUCCCUGUGGGUCUCAAAAUCACCAUCCUUGGUAAAGGCGGAGACCAAGAAAGCAGAAUCACUUUCCUUAAAUGUUUCCACAAUGGAAAGAAAAUUGCCUUUAUGAAUGUGUAUGCUCCAUAUUCAUAUGAUCCUACAUUUUUUGAUUCUCUGAACAGCAUAUUGUUAGAAUUAACUGAAUUCCAACUGGUUAUUGGGACAGACAUGAAUUUCAUUUUGAACAUGCAGGACAAAUCUAAUAAGACCAACUACAAUCCACACGCAACCAAGGCUCUCCAACAUAUAAUCUCUGAUUACAACCUCAUUGAUGCCUGGGUAGCACAUAAUCCAAAAGCAAAAGAGUGCACUUUCUAUUCAAACAGGUACAAAACAUUCUCCCGAAUUGAUUUUGUACUAUUAUCUACUCCUCUAUUUUCUUUAAUCAAGAAAAUCGAAAUUCGACAUAUGAGCCUAUCUGAUUAUCAUGCUUACUACUGCCAGCUAAAAAUGACAGAAUUUCAUAAAAGAGCCACAAGACGGUGCUUUAACGUUUCCUUACUACAAAAUCCUACUUUAUGUGAACACUUUGAAACUGAAUUGAAUUAAUUUAUAAUGAUUAAGAAAAAUUCAGUCGAUGAUCCUUGGAUUUUAUGGGACGCCAUCAAAGGUUUUAUUAAAAACAAUGCAACUGCAUUUGCAUCUGGGCUGAAUAAAUCACAAUUAAAGAAUUGACUACGCUCUAUUGAUUAGACAGAGAGCAGAUUUUGCCAUCCAUCAAGAUAGACUCAACCAUGACUUCCAUUUUAAUUGUCACAGUCGUUUACUGGCAAACAACCUUUGCAGUAAUGUUCAAUUAACGCAUAUUGCAACCGUUUAAUCUGAAUUAGGUGAAUUACUAUCAGAACCCAAGUUAAACAACCAAAGAUUCUCCCGUUUCUAUAAAAAAUUGUACACCUCUGAUUGUAAAUCCACACAAAGCCAGAUUGAGUUAUUAGAACUUCUAUUCUCUCAACUGAGGAAGCUGGCUUGCUAGGAGCCAAAUCUCUCUCCAUGAACUCAAAGGGGCAUUGGAUAAAGGGGCCAUGAAUAAAGGCAAAUCACCUAGUUUGGACGGUAUUCCUCCUGAGGUCUAUUAACAUUUUUGGAAUCAAUUAGAUGAACUAUUACUCAAUGAUUAACACAGCUGUUCACAAAGGUUAAUUUGGAAAGGAUGUAAAUACAGCACUAAUUUAGCUUUUAUUAAAAAAAAGGUAAGGACGGCACCCAGUGCUCUCACUAUCGCCCUCUAUCUUUGGUAAACAUAGAUAUUAAACAAUUUUCUCAAAUUCAGUCGUCCCGUCUCGAAACCUACUUACCCAAAUUGGUAUAUCCAGACAAAAGCCGGUUUGUUAAAAAACAAGAUAACCUACAUGCUUCAUCAGAAACCAACGGUCCUUGGCAGUUCUAUCUCUCAAUGCAAAAAAAAACUUUUGAUAGACUAGAAUGGUCAUAACUUUGUUCAGUUUUGGAGCAUAUGGGACUUGGCUCCAAUUUCAUUAAUAUGAUCAAAAUACUUUAUGCCAAUUCUUCAGCCAUAGUGAUAACAGGCUAUACCUGCUCUGCUCCGCUCAGAAUAAGUAGAAGUAGCAGGUAAGGUGACCCCAUCUAACCUCUGCUAUUUUUAUUAUCUGGGGCGGGGUGGGAAACAUGGUUUCCGGGUGGGGAGGGAAUAUGCGGGCUGGUGGAUGGGGACUGGGGGGGGGAGAGGGAGCCUUUUUUGUUUAUUUUAUUGCAUACCAAACUGUUGAUACUGUUCUUUAUCUUUGUAUUCAUUUCUGAUAGUUUUUUUCUUCUUCUUCUUUGGAGUGGCAUGCAUAUUUGAUAACUGAAUAUAUCUGAGUGAAUAUGACUUUGAAUGUUAUACCUGUACCUGUAACCCCCCUUCUGAAAAAAUGACAAACAAAAUAAAAAGUUGAUCACAAAAAUAUUUGGGUUAUAACUGCAGGAAAUAAUCCACUAAUUUCAACCUCACACAUACUCUCUGUAAUGUUUUAUGUUCCUCUGCAUCACAGGGUUUCUGGACAAAAACAAUGACCUGCUCUACAGAAACCUGAAAGAGGUGAGGCUGGAGUAACAAUAGAGAAAGGAGAACACAGACCGCACUCUAACACUCACCACACAACCAUUAUAGGUUUCUCAUGAACUCUCUCAGAACUCCCUCACACUGUGUAUGUGUGUACACUACAGUAGGUAUAUACAGUACAGUAUCUGUGGGUGUGGUGUGGUGUGUUUACAUGGUUCUGUGUUGUGCUUUCUCUGUCCAGGUCAUAUGCCAGUCAGAUAACCAGAUCCUGAGUCAGUGCUUCCACAAAGAGGAAGUGACCGACCAAAAACGUCCAGAGACGGUGAGAUACACACGCACGUACACACGCACAAAGACACACACACACAGGUCACUAAACUCAACUCCAUGAUUUACAUUGGAGUUGAGCAGCGACUAGUGUGGACGGACUGGAGCUCCGACGUCACACAAAAUUACAUUUUUAUCAAAAGCUACGGAUUUCAGCACCCAAAGAAUAGCCCGCAUUUACUACGACAAAGAAUAGCCCACAUUUACACGGGACAAUGUCAUGUUUAAAUGCAGGCUAUUCUUUGGGUGCUGAAAGUUUAAUUUAGUCAGCAAACAUGCACACAGACACACACAGUUUGAUAUCUCACCUCUCUGCUGCCCUCUGCAGGCUGCCACUCAGUUUAAGAACAGCCUGGCCAAACUGAUAGAGAUCCUGAUGUCUAAGGAGCCAUCCUAUGUGCGCUGUAUCAAACCCAACGAUGCCAAGCAGUCAGGUAAUCAUACACUGUAAAGUAAAUCAGUCAAUCAAUCAGUCAAUCAGUCAAUUUAAUAUUCUCUCUAUACAGGGAGGUUUGAUGAGGCUCUGGUCAGACACCAGGUCAAAUAUCUGGGUCUGAUGGAGAACCUGAGGGUCAGGAGAGCUGGCUUCGCCUACCGCCGACGCUACGAAGCCUUCCUACAGAGGUCUGUUUGUCUGUAUACAGUGCAUUCUGAAAGUAUUUAGACCCCUUGACUUUUUCCACAUUUUGUUAUGUUACAGACUUAUUAUAAAAUGGGUACAAAAAAAGUCCUCAUCAAUCUACACACAAUACCCCAUAAGGACAAAGCAAAAACAGGUUUUUAUAAAUUUUUGCAAAUGUAAAAUAAAACCAACUGAAAUAUCAUAUUUACAUAAGUAUUCAGACCCUUUACUCAGUACUUUGUUGAAGGACCUUUGGCAGCGAUUACAGCCUCGAGUCUUCUUGGGUAUGACGCUACAAGCUUGGCACACCUGUAUUUGGGGAGUUUCUCCCAUUCUUCUCUGCAGAUCCUCUCAAGCUCUCAGGUUGGAUGGGGAACGUCGCUGCACAGCUAUUGUCAGGUCUCUCCGGCGAUGUUCGAUCAGUCCGGGCUCUGGCUGGGCCACUCAAGGACAUUCAGAGACUUGUCCUGAAGCCACUCCUGUGUUGUCUUGGCUGUGUGCUUAGGGUCGUUGUCCUGUUGGAAGGUGAACCUUCGCCCCAGUCUGAGGUCCUGAGCGCUCUGGAGCAGGUUUUCAUCAAAGAUCUCUCUGUAUUUUGCUCUGUUCAUCUUUCCCUCUAUCCUGACUAGUCUCCCUGCCACUGAAAAACAUCCCCACAGCAUGAUGCUGCCACCACCAUGCUUCACCGUAGGGUAUGGUGCCAGGUUUCCUCCAGAAGUUUUGGCAAAACUCCAAGUGGGCUGUCAUGUGCCUUUUACUGAGGAGUGGCAUCCGUCUGGCCACUCUACCAUAAAGGCCUGAUUGGUGGAGUGCUGCAGAGAUGGUUGUCCUUCUGGAAGGUUCUCCCAUCUCCACAGAGGAACUCUGGAGCUCUGUCAGAGUGACCAUCGGGUUCUUAGUCACCUCCCUGACCAAGGCCCUUCUCCCCCGAUUGCUCAGUUUGGCCGGGCGGCCAGCUCUAGGAAGAGUCUUGGUGGUUCCAAACUUCUUCCAUUUAAGGUUGAUGGAGGCCACUGUGUUCUUGGGGACCUUCAUUGCUGCAGAAAUGUUUAGGUACCCUUCCCCAGAUCUGUGCCUCGCACACAAUCCUGUCUCAGAGCUCUACGGACAAUUCAUUCAAUCUCAUGGCUUGGUUUUUGCUCUGACAUGCACUGUCAACUGUGGGACCUUAUAUAGACAGAUGUGUGCCUUUCCAAAUCAUGCCCAAUCAAUUGAAUUUACCACAGGUGGACUCCAAUCAAGUUGUAGAAACAUCUCAAAGAUGAUCAAUGGAAACAGGAUGCACCUGAGCUCUAUUUCGAGUCUAAUAGCAAAGGGUCGGAAUACUUAUGUAAAUAAGUAUUUAUUUAUUUUAUAAAUUUGCUAAAAUUUCUAAAAAACUGUUUUCGCUUUGUCAUUAUGUUGGUAUUGUGUUUUAGUAACAAAAUGUGGAAAAGGGGAAGGUGUCUGAAUACUUUCCAAAUGCACUGUAUUAUGUGACUGUUUACAUGUUUCAAUAACCACGAUUUCUAUAUUAACCACAUAUAUUUAUUUAACCACAGGUACAAGUCUCUGUGUCCCGGGACGUGGCCUAACUGGCACGGCAUACUGGCUGAUGGAGUUGCCACUCUGGUCCAACACCUGGGCUACAAACCAGAGGAAUACAAACUGGGAAAGUAUGUACACACAGGGAGGGAGGGGGAGGGAGGGAAGUAAGGGGACUUCCAUUUGCCUUAGUCAUGUUAUGAGGAGAAACAUCAGACAGUAUGUUGUUGAUGUAUAAUUCCCUAUCUCUUUGUAGGACCAAGAUCUUCAUCCGCUUCCCAAAGACUCUGUUCACCACUGAAGAUGCCUUGGAGGCCAGGAGGCCUGCCCUUGGUAAGACUAUACAGCAGGGAGGAUGAUGACAAGGCCGUUUAGUUUGGGGGAAUCCAUGUAUUAAAGAAAAUAACAUAGAUCAUGAUAAACAGCAGAGUAGUAGUAGCAGUAGAAAACAGUGAACUGCCCUUGGCAGAAGUAUGAGGAUGUAUAAUACACUAAGCAAAUGUAAUUAGGAUAUAAUUGAUAUAGUCUGUUCUGUGGUCCAACCAUUUUCUAUCCUCUGUUCCUGUGCUCUGUUCUAGCUCUCACCCUACAGACCUCAUGGAGGGGCUACAGAGAGAGGGCCAAGUAUCACCGCAUCAGACACGCAGGUGAGGGCCUGGAUCAAACAGCUCACACUCUUAUCUGCUUCUCAAUUACUGCUUCCUCAAGCAGUUACUCUGCAGCCACUUUCUUGGUAUCUGCUGAAUGAAGUAAGGCCGAGAAUAUGACUUUGUUUGUUCUUCAGAGCUCUGCACAGUUGUAGCUUGUUGGUGUGUUUCUGUGACAUUACUGAUUGUUUUCUCUCUAUAUAGUGCUAGUGAUCCAGUCUGCCUGGAGAGGGAUGAAAUCCCGCCGUAAGGCAAGGCGUCGCAGACACGCUGCUGAAAUCAUACGCAAGUUCAUCAAGGGCUUCAUCUACCGCCACUAUGAGCGCUCUCCAGAGAACGAGUACUUCCUGGACCAUCAGCGUUUCUCUUUCCUGAUGACACUGGUUAGGAACCCGCCCAAGAGUGUCCUGGACAAGAGCUGGCCCAUCCCCCCACCUAGCCUCACUGAGGUACUGCAGCCCCACAGUACACACACACACACACACUGAAGGAAAUUUAGCGUAAGCCAAGGUGUGAUGGUGCAAUGCAUCUGACUGUUGUACAUUCAAUGUGUCAAUGUUUUAUUUGUAUCUGUCCCUAUGUCUGUGUAGGCGUCGGAGCAUCUGUGCAGGCUGUGUAUGCAGAACAUGAUGCGGGCCUACUGCAGGAGGAUCCAGCCGGAGUGGAAGAAACAGGUAUGCUACUCUACUGUCUGUAUCUGUCACUCACCUGACAGGAACACAUAGAAAGGAUAUUUCUGUCCUCUUUCUAUUAUUUUUAUUCUCUCUUACACACACUCUGUCUCUCGCUCUCUCGGUCUCCCUACUCCAUUCCUUCUCCCCUUUUCUCCUUCUGUCUCUUUCUCCAACUCUACAUGUAUCUCUUCUGUCUCUUUCUCCAACUCUACAUGUAUCUCUUCUGUCUCUUUCUCCAACUCUACAUGUAUCUCUUCAGUCUCUUUCUCCAACUCUACAUGUAUCUCUUCAGUCUCUUUCUCCAACUCUACAUGUAUCUCUUCUGUCUCUUUCUCCAACUCUACAUGUAUCUCUUCAGUCUCUUUCUCCAACUCUACAUGUAUCUCUUCUGUCUCUUUCUCCAACUCUACAUGUAUCUCUUCUGUCUCUUUCUUCAACUCUACAUGUAUCUCUUCUGUCUCUUUCUCCAACUCUACAUGUAUCUCUUCUGUCUCUUUCUCCAACUCUACAUGUAUCUCUUCUGUCUCUUUCUCCAACUCUACAUGUAUCUCUUCUGUCUCUUUCUCCAACUCUACAUGUAUCUCUUCUGUCUCUUUCUUCAACUCUACAUGUAUCUCUUCUGUCUCUUUCUCCAACUCUACAUGUAUCUCUUCUGUCUCUUUCUCCAACUCUACAUGUAUCUCUUCUGUCCUCUCUCUAUAGAUGGAGCAGAAGGUGGUAGCCAGUCAGAUCUUCCAGGACCAGAAGGACAGCUAUCCCCAGAGUGUCCCUAAGCUGUUUGUUGCCUCCAGACUAGGUAGGUCACACACACUCACUGACACGCUUGGUACACACCACAGGCGGCUGGUUGCACCUUAAUUGGGGAGGACGGGCUCAUAGUAAUGGCUGCAACGGAAUAAAUGGAAUGGUAUCCAGCACAUCGUUUCCUAGUGUUUGAUACCAUUCCAUUCACUCCAUUCCAGCCAUUAUUAUGAGCCAUCCUCCCCUCAGCAGCUUCCUUCGAAACUUCACAGACCAUCACAGACUUGACAAACACACCACUGAUAGAUGCUCUUUCCUGUAUACAGACAGUGAGGAGUUCAACCUCAAAGUGAUACAGACUCUGGGCAAUGACAAAGUGAAAGUGAGUAAUAUGAUAUUGUAAUACUAUCCCCCUGUAGUGUUUGCGUCAGUUUGGACUGGAGUCUACCGUGACCCCUGUCUCACCGGUCUCACCUUUGUCACUCUGUUGUUGUUGGCUGAGUAGUUAAAUCCUGCUAAUUGGUUGUUUCUUGUGUACAGUGUCUCUAUAAAGUUAUGUAUUGCUUUGAAACAAUAUUGAUACAGAAACCUUGACAACUUUGGGUUUUUAUGACAACCCCUCACUCUCUCUCUUUCUCUCUCCAUCCCCCUCUCCUUCUGUCUGUCUGUGACAGUAUGGAGUUGCGGUGACUAAGUAUGAUAGGAGGGGUUACAAGGCGCGGCCUCGCCAGCUGCUCCUCACCUCCUCCUUCGCCAUGCUGGUGGCUGAGGCCAAGCUGAAGCAGAAGAUCGACUACGCGGCCCUGAGGAGUGAGUCUCUGCUGGGGGCCAUAGGGGAUUGAGGGGCCGGGGGUGGUGGGCCAGGGGUGAGGGCAGGCCUGGAGGAGGGGGCAGGGGGGUUGAACUUAAAUAGUUAGGCCUCAGGAGUUUUUAGUAACAUUGCUUAUAAGAUAGUGGUAGUGUGUGUGCACUGUAUAACAGGGUGCCAUUCCUCUCUUUCCAGGCAUCUCUGUGAGUUCUCUGAGUGAUGGGUUCAUGGUUCUGCACGUGCCCAGUGAGGACAACAAGCAGAAGGUAGCAGGAUGACCUCAUCCUGGUUAUUCUAUCUAGCAGUUGUCAUGGUGACUUACUGCCAUGGUGCCAUAAAGUACAAUACCUAACAUCUGACCACUUGUCUGCCCUGUAGAGUGAUGUGGUGCUCCAGUGUGAUCAUGUGAUCGAGGUGGUGACCAAGCUGGCCACCAUGGCGGACAAGAAGAACAAGGUCAACAUCAGCCAGGACAGGUGGGUCUGGCUCAUAGAAUUAGGAAUUAGAAUAGGAUCUCUAUGGUCAGGCUUCUCUGAUCAUCUGGACACUGGAUAGCUUCAUGACCUUUUUCAGAGUAUUUUUGUCAAUCCAUUCCAACUGUCAUGCUCUGUUUGUGCUAAUGACACCUUUCUAUUUUAUUCCCUCCUCUCUCUCAUCCCCUCUCACCCCCACCCCACCCCUUCCUCUCCUCCCUCUGGUCCUCUCCUCCUGUCUGUUCCUGUGUGCAGUAUUACGUUUGCGGUGGCUCGGGGGAAGGAGGGGGUCAUUGAUUUCACCAGUGGACCAGAGCUGAAGGUGGCCAAAGGCAAGAAAGGACACCUGUUGGUGGUGAGUCAGGGGAUGGGAGAGGAGGAAACAUAUUAUUAUGAGGACAGUAGGGCUGAGGAAGGGAAG